AUGGCUACCUGCGAGGUGGACAGCGGGUGCGAGCCAAGGCGCUCCAGUGACGUCACGCUGCAGCCGCCAGUCCUUUCUGUUCACAUCAGUCCCGCCAUUUCCCCGAGCCUGCGGAGGAAACGCCUGAUGUGGCAGAACGCCAUGCGGCACGUCAUCGACCGGCACGACCUCUACCCUCCAACCUCUGACCUUGAGAGAGGUGGAGGGGGAGGAGGGACCCGGCUAGUGCUCACAGACGCUUACAUCAACGACAUCAACAGGCAGAUCCGCAACAAGGCGUCUCGGGGUGGAGCAGGACAUAAGCGGCGUUCGUCUGUAGCUCGUAUCCACCCAGCCAAUCAGGACCGAAUGUCCACGGUGACCCAGAAGAGCAGCGACUCCCUCAGUGAUGCUGACUACUUUGUCUCCUGGGGGUCUACAGUCAGAGGGGUCUUCCUGCCUGCCCUUCAUCAUACUUUCAAGUCUCCCGACCUGGAGAAGUUGUACCAGCAGCAUGCAUCAAGCCAGAGGAUAACCUCUCUGGUUUUCACUAAUGUUAUCGACAUCAUCACCAAACUACACAUCCUGGGUCUGACCCUAUGGGCGGGGCCUCAGAGCCUGGACACAGCCAAUGGUUGGCUGGUCGGCCUGUUCAUCGCUCUGGGGGCUGGACUCUGCGUGCUGGUGCUCUGUUCUAAGGGAAUGAUGUCAUCGCCAGAGUGGUUAAGGUACAUGGCUCUAGCCAGCUGGUUGUCCCAGACAGUGCAGGUGUUGGGUGGUGUUGUGGGGGGUUUGGAGAAGGACCAGGCCUGGUACGUCCUCUUCACGCUGUUCUCCACCUACACCCUCCUGCCCCUCCCCUUGCUCUGGUCCCUCUCCACCGGCCUGCUCACCGCUAUGCUGCACCUCCUGGUGGAAACUGUUCACCACUACGACGACACCGCGCUCUACAGAAAGGUUCUGGCGAAGGGCUUGUUGUACCUGGGUAUGAACACAGCAGGGUUGUUCAUCCACUACCUGUCAGACCACACACAGAGACAGGCCUUCCUGGAGACACGACGCUGCAUUGAGGGACGAGUACGCCUGGAGAGGGAGAACCAGAGACAGGAGCGCUUGGUGAACUCCAUCAUUCCGCGGUUCGUUGCCUUGGAGAUGAUCGCUGACAUGUCCAACAUGGAUGAUGACCUGAUGUCACAGCAGUUCCACAAGAUUUAUAUUCACCAGUACAAAAACGUCAGUAUUCUGUUUGCUGAUAUAAAAGGCUUCACGUCUCUGUCCAUGGUCCUGUCGGCUCAGGAAUUGGUCCGGACGCUCAAUGAGCUGUUUGGACGCUUCGACCGCCUGGCUGAGGAGCACCACUGCAUGCGUAUCAAGAUCCUUGGGGACUGUUACUACUGUGUGUCAGGAGUGCCAGAGCCAGAGACAGCUCACGCUCGCUGCUGUGUGGAGAUGGGCCUCUCCAUGAUCAGCACUAUAAAGUACGUGCGAAGGGAGCUGAAACAUGAGAUGGACAUGCGUAUCGGUGUCCACUCUGGCUCAGUGCUGUGUGGGGUGCUGGGGCUGCAGAAGUGGCAGUUUGACGUGUGGUCCUGGGAUGUGGACAUCGCUAACAUGCUGGAGGUAGGAGGGGUGCCGGGCCGUAUCCACAUCUCCCGGGCAACGCUGGACUGUCUGGGCGGGGUCUACGAGACGGAAGAGGGGCGUGGCCACGAGAGGAACGAGUUUCUACGGAAACACAAAAUCGACACGUUCCUGAUUCGCCACACGCCCAUGGAAGAGGCUCCUGCCAAGAAGGCUUGCCGGCCCAGUCGAGAUGACACCCUUAAUGUUGGCUGGAGUACUGAGCUGCCGUUUGGAAACAUAAUCGGAAUGAACUGUAUCCUGGCGACCUUCAGCAACGGCUCUCUGGCCCAGUUACCUAACCAGCUGGCGGCUCAGCGGACGGGGACGCGUGAAGUCAACAAGAGGAUCCGCCGGGCCAUCGAGGUCCGGAGCAGCGAACGCAUGAGACAGGAACACAUCACCACCUUCACACAGGAGUUCAAGGACACACACAUCGAGGGCAAGUUUUCCCAGAUGCGUGAUGAGAUGUUCAAGUCAAACCUGGUCUGCUCCUUCAUCAUGCUCCUCUGCCUCAUGGGUGCACAGACCCUCGUCCCUGCCGCAAGACUGUGUCCUAUGCUGGUUCAGUUUGGAGUGUGUGUGUGUGUGUAUGUGUUGCUGCUGGUGGUGGUCCUAGCUGAAGAGUUUAAACAGAGCCCUCUAGCGCUGCAGUUCCUGUGUUGCUGGAUCAACGAAACCAAGACUGUCAGAACACUACUCACGCUCACCGCUAUUAUCAUCAACUUUGGAGUGGCCUCAUCUGAUAUAUUCCUGGUUUUCAGUGGGGUGGUUGCCAUGGUGUCAUGUGCUGUGUUCUUCAGGCUGCAUUGUCUACUGAAGCUAGCUGUGUUACUUCUGGCUAUAACUGUCUACACGUACCUCAUAGAAGUCAGUUACCACACACUGUUUAUACGCCAGACCUCUGAAAACACCAGGCAGCAGUACCUGAGGAGGAAGGAUGUGUGUGUCCUGCUCAUGGUCAUGUUUGUGGUGGCUGUAAUUUACAACAGUAGACAGUUGGAGGCGACGGCGAGGCUGGACUUCCUGUGGCGUCUGCAGGCCAGACAGGAAGUGGAGGACAUGAAGGAGCUGAGGGAACAUAAUGAGUGUUUACUCUUCAACAUUCUGCCUUCACACGUUGCACAGCACUUCCUAGAGAGAGACCGCCACAAUGAGGAUCUGUACUCCCAGUCCUAUGAGCGUGUGGGGGUGUUGUUUGCGUCCAUCCCGGGGUUUACAGACUACUAUGAACAGAAAGAGUUGAUCCAUCAGGAUGUGGAGUGUCUAAGGCUUCUCAAUGAGAUCAUAGCUGACUUCGACGAGUUAUUAGAUGAGACAUAUUUCCAGGACAUUGAGAAAAUCAAAACCAUUGGCAGCUGUUACAUGGCUGCUUCUGGCCUCUCCCCUGAUCAACAGGAGUGUGGUGAUGAGUGGCGUCACCUCAGUGAGCUGGUGCUGUUUGCCCAGGAAAUGCAGGAGACGCUCAAACGGAUCAACACACACUCUGGAAACAGCUUUCAGCUCCGUGUUGGCGUAGCCCACGGUCCAGUGGUGGCUGGGGUGAUAGGAGCCACUAAACCUCAGUAUGACAUCUGGGGAAUGACCGUCAACCUGGCCAGCCGUAUGGACAGCACCGGGGUCAGUGGACGUAUACAGGUCCCAGAAAGUACCAGUCAUGUCCUGGCGGAGCGCGGCUUCGUUCGCGAGCUGAGGGGGGAGAUCUACGUGAAAGGUGUGAGCGAGCGGCAGGGGAACGUCAAGACGUACUUCAUGAGGAGCCGCGAAUCGUGUUCCAGCUACAUGGAGCGCAGUGUAACCCGCGGGGGUUUGGGCCUGGGAAGGAACACUCUGUCCGCUCUGGUCUUUACCCUGGUCCAGACCAGGAAGAGAGAGACACAACGAGAGGCUAACGGAGGGUUCCACCUGCUGGAGGUCUCAUAGGCCUUGGGCUGUAUAUUAUAUAGGGAAAGAAAGGGAGAGAAUUCAGGUUAUCCUCUCCUCGUUUGUUGGAUCAAAACCGCUUUCUAUGGUGGAUUACCUCAAAUGGAGAACGGGGGGGUACAGGCUUCAAGAGAGACACUAGAGGAGGGGAUCGGAAGCUCCUCUUCUGCAGAGUACUUUAUAGCAGUGGUACCCAAACUUUCUAGGUUACAGUACCGACCAACUGUAUCCUGCUCUGCCCCAAGUACCCUUAUAGUAUGUCAUGGGUCUUCUCAAAUACCCUCUGUGGAUUGGCCAACUUCCCGCUGGUUGGGAAUCACAUGGACGACAGCACAGAGCAGAAAACUGACCAGUUGACAGUUGGAUAUACUGCUGUCUGACACCAACAGAAAUACAGUGGAUUAUAUACUGCUGUCUGACACCAACAGAAAUACAGUGGAUUAUAUACUGCUGUCUGACACCAACAGAAAUACAGU
Molecule: messenger RNA, 3998 nt
Organism: Oncorhynchus tshawytscha (Chinook salmon)
Lineage: Eukaryota; Metazoa; Chordata; Actinopteri; Salmoniformes; Salmonidae
Product: adenylate cyclase type 8
Exons: 20
Coding region: 1-3522 (1173 amino acids)
Biological process (GO): intracellular signal transduction; adenylate cyclase-activating G protein-coupled receptor signaling pathway; cAMP biosynthetic process
Cellular component (GO): plasma membrane
Molecular function (GO): adenylate cyclase activity
Source: RefSeq, a predicted model, not a curated record